CCCCUGCUUCUCCUCCUCAAACCAAACACCCUACAAAAGACAACGAAGUCGACACAUCCCUCCCUAACUGCAGGAACAUACCAAUUACCCAACUUUGUCGAGUCAAGAUGCCUUCGGCCCUCGCUGAGCUGUAAACGCCCACUGCCGGCCCAGGUACGCUGGGCCGGCAGUCCAGCAGUUCAUCGAGCAAUUUCACCAGUGAAUCCAAACGACAGAGUUAGACAGACCCAGCUUGCCUCUCGCGCUGCAGCUUGGUCUGUGAAUAGAACAAUCAGCAAACACUACGAUCAUAUUUAAGGCUACACGCCACACGCAAUACCAACAAUGCCCUCCCCAAAGACACCCAAAAGCCGCAAGGCUCCCCCUACCACUGCCAUCAAGAUUGGCAAAAAGGGACGACGCCGCUCCUCUACCGUCUCCGCCUCGACCUUUGACUUCUCCUCCUCCCUAUCGUCUGCAGACGACAAUUAUUCGGCCGUUGACGACAUCAGCGACGACGAAGAUGACGACGAGGAGGACGUGACUGCGGUCGAGGAGCGUGCAAUGGUGGGCGAGACCACGUCCAGCCCUGGCGCUACUCGAUCGCUUUUCGAUGAUGACGGUUCCGAUAACGACGGUGACGACGACGACUCCAACGACGAGGAUGAGGAGGAGGCAGAGGAAGAAGACGACGACGACGAAGGAGGCGCUGGCUUGAUCCCCAGCAGUGACGAAAGCUGGGAAGGCCUCAGCCCCGCCCAGCAUGAAGAGAUCCAACAGGAGGAUGAGGAGCUCAAGUGGCCUAUCCGCAAAAAGUCGGUCCACUGGGCCUCGGAGGAAGAGGACUCGUCUGAUGACAACGACGGAGAGAAUGAGGACUUUUUCCCCGACAUCUUUGUGCUUCAAUCUGAGCUGGACCGCAAUUUCCGCCGCCGUAUCGAGGAUGAAGAGAACAGCGGCUCCGAUUACACCGACCUCGACUAUGAGCAAUACGAGGAGGCUAUGUUCCAGAGGGUCGCAGACAGGCACGCCACACCCCGGACACCCCAACAGGAGUUGCAGCCUGCCUUUGAGCCAACGACCUGCGAGACAAUCCCCGAAAGCGAAGAGUUCAUUGAAGGAUACAACUACGACGACGACGGCUCCACAACCGAAGAGGAGGAUUUUGAAGUGCGCGCUCCUGCCGCGGCCGCAGCUCUCCAUGACCAUUCCAACGAUGAUUCUUCCGAUGACGAGCAGCCCGCGCGUCGCAGCAAGGGCGAGCCUCUUUCGUCGCGUUUCAACCUUCAGAAAUACAGAAAGAAGCCAAUUGCCUUGUACAACCAUGAGACAAAGCGCAUGAUGAUCUUCACACCUGACCGUCAUCACGAGCUGGGCCGAAUUCCAGACAACCCCUACCUGCAGCCCAUGCUGCCAGACUCGCCCCUCGAAAUGAACAUGGACUUCAGCCAGUAUCCGCUCGAUCUAGGCAACGACGCCACUGCCAACAACGAUCUGCAAUUGUAUGGGCAAUUAUUCCCUACGUCCGUCUCGGAGCUGGAAUCUGAGCACAAUGCCAUGGAUGAUCAGGCUUCGUCAGAUCUAGACGGCCAGGAGGGCGACGGAUUUGCAUUCGAAAGCUACAUCAAUCUCAGCGAGGACUCCUCCGAUGAAGAGGGGGAUGGCCAAGAUGCUACGACGCCCAGUCGCCCCGUGACCGCAUACAGCGAUGCCAAUCUGUCACACAUCAACUCCCGCAAUGUUGGCGCGUUCCGCCAACACCAGGCCAACGCUCAGCUCAUGGGCACCGGUGCCACGCACGACUCUAUCGCCUUCAGUGGCCCCCUGAACAGCACCACCAUCCGUGGCAUCAAGUCGGACCGCUUCGACACUGCCGCCGCUCCGUUGACACCAGCACGUCGUCACAAGAGGCAGUCAAGCGACAUGAUGCGCAGCCCCCUGGAUGCCGUCUCGCAGAAGCGUAAGGCUUCGGGCGAGACGGAGGGUUUCAACAGCCACAAGAAGCAGAAGAGCAUCUCUUCCGAGGUGGCUGGCUUGCAGCUCUAAUGACACGACCCUCGACGAGGAGUGUCCCCCACAUUACGAACAAGGACGGCAUAGUUGGACCUAUCCCUGGCCUUGCUAAUGUUGCAAGAUCAACAUUCUUUUCCUUUGUCUUUAAUAAUUUGGGCGCAGGAAUAGACUUGAUUCAUCAGGUACCUAGCGUUACUAGCACCCAAGGCGCGACGGCGUCGGUCAAUUCCCUCUCAAGCGGAGGCGUUCUUAGCAGCAGGACAAUCAAAAAGUUUCUUCAA
Molecule: messenger RNA, 2273 nt
Organism: Emericellopsis atlantica
Lineage: Eukaryota; Fungi; Ascomycota; Sordariomycetes; Hypocreales; Bionectriaceae
Exons: 1
Coding region: 325-2025 (566 amino acids)
Source: RefSeq, a predicted model, not a curated record